GCCGCGGCAUCAGAAAGGAAAAAAAAUCUCAGAAACAGCAGAUUCGACUUAAAACCUAUUUUUCCCCGGGUCACUCUGCUGCUUACAAAACUUGGUUGCCAGUGAGUGGGGACAUGUUUUCUUAUAUAAGUGUAGUGUGGAAACUUUGAUAAUCUUGUUAUCAGGUUUCACAGAAUUGUUCAUUGGAUAACCAUCUGCCAGAUUCCUUGAGAUCAUUCGGCUUGGUUAAAAACAGAUGCCGGGGAACAGUCCGUUUUACAUGUAAGUUUGUAGUAGGAACUGUUAAAAUGUUCUGUGUUUGCCCAAUUUUAAAUUUUAUUCACACGAAUGUUUCUUAAUGGUCCUUUACAAAUAAUUUGCCUGUUAUCCCGAUUGAUAGAACAAAAGGCCGCCAAAGCUAAAACUAGAAAAAUCUUCGGGCGACAUUUCCUCGGAUUCUAAAAUAAUUGAAGAAAUGUUCACAGAAACGUUCACUGGGCAACAAUUUUAACAAUCUUCUACGAUUAUUAAAAUUAACCCCCGAUUUGUCGAAAAUUAGAUGUUCAAAAAUGGACGCCAGCGCCAAAAACAGAAAAUAUUCAAACGCCCCUCCUAAACGUCUUAUCUGAUCUUGAAGUAGUUUGACCGAAAUGCUCAUUGUGUGACACUUUUCCAAAAUUAGUAAAGCAAUCUCGAUUCGAAAGUAAAAAUGGCCAUGAGCGGGGAAGGGCUUGUUGCCCCUACGUGCUCUAUGGAAAUUAUCCUCUUAAUCUACAGACUGUUUUUCAAAAUAAUUCGACAGAAGUUUUUCUAGAAGAACUGUCUUCCAAAAUUUUUUAUGAAUGCAUAAAACAAAGUGAUGGAAUCAUAAUAAUUAAAUAUCGGAAAAAAUGUGAAAAUGUUUAUCCCAUCUCUCUUGUUGCUGGAAAAGCAACUCUGAACAUAAUCAUAAUCAGAUGUAUCUUCGUACAAUUAGUUUAUUUGUUGUUUUUUUUUUAUUUUACUUUAUUUAGCAUAAGGCUGCACUCAAAUGCUAGUGCUGCUUGAAAUGCCAUAUUGCGUUACCAUUAUAGUGAUAAACGUAACAUUUUCCAGGCAAUGGUUAAUACAAAAAUGACCUUACCUUUUACCCCAUUCUGGCCUUGAAAUUUCCCCUUGUCGGUAAAAGCGUCUUUGUAUAUAGAACAGAUAAAGACUAUAAUGGUCAGCAAGCAAUUAACAAACUUUGCAGUCUACUAGUACAUGCAGAUAAUGCCCCUUUACGUAAAAGUCAAGAGAUUUGUGUUAAACACGGUUUUGAAUUUGCUUUGAUAAGAGGUAAAUGCACGUAACAGUGUACCGUCUGGUCAUUGUGGCCAAAAUAAAUGGCACACCCUAGUCAUUUAUUAACCUGUUAUUUUAUACAUUGCUAUAUGACGUCGACGCAAGGGCACAAUCUUAUCUAUACUUUAAAAAAAAACAUAUUUUUGCCUUACAAAGCUAUUGUUAAACAUUUAAAACGUAGACUGACCUCAAUUUGUCCUUGAUCCAACUUGUUUAUGAAUUCAUGAGUGCCAGACUUCUCGCACGUAGUUUUCUCAAACCGGCUGUUUUGUUCGAAGAGCACUAAAAUUAUUAUCUAAUCUGUUCCCUUAUAUAUCACAAUAACGUAAAUGAUAUAACAAUUGAAACUGUCCUUCAGAAUGUUGAAGAUAUUCAUUACAAUUUCUGCAAUUUACACCACAAUGUGGGCAUUCCAGUUUGAAAAUUGUGUAACAGAUCCUUCCAAAACAGAAUACAUUUGGCUCAAUUUUGACAUGUACCCGUUGCCAGUCAUAUUUCCAGGUGAACUGCACAUGCGCGUAGAUCUAAAAAUACUGAGAAAUUUGACUAGUCCUUUGAUCGAUAUUGAAUUGUACAAAGACGACCCUGAAACAGGAAAUACCACACAAUUCCCUUGUAUUCCAGACACCUUCAUCGGAUCUUGUCAAAAUAUUGACCUGUGUACAGUCAUAGAUCGCAUGAACAAUGUAACUGAAACCACGGGCACUCCCAGCUUCCAGGAACAAAUCGAUGAAAUCCUUGCGACCCCAUUGGGCAGGCACAAAGAAUGCCCUAUACAAACAACAUCAAGUACGGAUCAAACUGUUACCAUCAAACUGCAACCGCAAUCACUUUUCAUCCUGAAAAUAUUAGAGGGAGACUACAUGAUGAAACUCAUUGUCAAGGACGCCGCUGCAUCAAAGGAAAUUAUCGGCUGCCUAAAGUUCAAUUUCUCUAUCGUCGAAAGCCCACCGACUCCUCCUACCCCUACAUCCACAACCACAACAACUUUAGCCGGACCCGUUCCUCCUUCAGAAAGUAUUCCAGUUGGUUAGAAAGAAUAAUAAUACAAUGUCGUAUCUGUGAAAAAAAAAUACAUGGCCGCUAAGUUACCUUUUUUCAUUAAAAGACAUAAAUGUUUAA
This is a messenger RNA of Mercenaria mercenaria, 2424 nucleotides long. RefSeq lists its product as uncharacterized. Gene Ontology annotation, cellular component: cytoplasmic side of plasma membrane. Bases 1662 to 2336 code for a protein of 224 amino acids. Gene Ontology annotation, biological process: lipid transport; ganglioside catabolic process. The transcript has 4 exons. The record is from RefSeq and is a predicted model, not a curated record. Lineage: Eukaryota; Metazoa; Mollusca; Bivalvia; Venerida; Veneridae. Gene Ontology annotation, molecular function: enzyme activator activity; lipid carrier activity.